This is a messenger RNA of Nematostella vectensis (starlet sea anemone), 1850 nucleotides long. Its product is annotated as ras-related protein Rab-9A. Bases 247 to 867 code for a protein of 206 amino acids. Lineage: Eukaryota; Metazoa; Cnidaria; Anthozoa; Actiniaria; Edwardsiidae. Gene Ontology annotation, molecular function: GTPase activity; GTP binding. Gene Ontology annotation, cellular component: late endosome; phagocytic vesicle; lysosome. The record is from RefSeq and is a predicted model, not a curated record. Gene Ontology annotation, biological process: retrograde transport, endosome to Golgi. The transcript has a single exon.
CCCUAAGUAAAACAGUAACGCGAAUGGCUUCCGUCUAUUUGUUGCUCCAUGAUAUCCUGUCCCUACCCUGGACAGGUUUGCGCCGGUACUCGUGGUUCUAUCAUGUCAAUAUCACGUGAUCAUUUGCAUGAACACUGAAACAAAAUGGCGGAACAAGGUUGAGUUGUGCAAGGCUCUUGAAUUCAAGCAUUUAGAAAUAGUUGAAACGGUUACAAUUAUUGCGUAGGUCACCACAGGAAAGGCACAAUGUCUGGAAAGUCGACUUUGCUUAAGGUUGUUCUUCUAGGUGACGGUGGCGUUGGGAAAUCAUCUUUGAUGAACCGUUUCGUCUGCGGAAAGUUUGACACCCAGUCGUUCCACACAAUUGGCGUCGAAUUCCUUAACAAAGACGUGAAACUCGACGGAGAAUCCUACACCCUUCAGAUAUGGGAUACAGCCGGCCAGGAGAGAUUUAAGAGUCUUCGUACUCCGUUUUACCGUGGGUCGGACUUGUGUCUCCUGGUGUACGCGGUAGACGACGCAAAGAGUUUCACAAAUUUGUCUAUGUGGAAAAAAGAAUUUUUGUAUUACGCUGACGUCCGAGAUCAAGAUAACUUCCCUUUUAUAUUGCUUGGGAACAAAGUGGAUGUUGAAGGAAGAGCCGUUAGCCAAGAGGAAGCCGAUUCAUGGUGCAGACAAAAUGGCGGUGUGCCCUACUUUGAGACCAGUGCAAAAGAUUCCACAAAUGUGAACGACGCUUUUAUUGCAGCGGUGAAGAGACUGAACUCACUUGAACAGAACAAAGCUAACCGUUCGGGAUUCACCGCAACUGGUGGAGUCAAUCUGGCUAAUGUGAAAAAAGACAAAGGAUCGGGUUGUUGUGAAUAAUAUACUCGGCCAAAUUGAUUUUAAUGCAAUGCGUAUAAUGUAAUUAUAUUUACUGAGGCAAUUUUGCUUAAAUGCACAAGAGAUAAUCUUUACCAGGAACAAAUAAUAUUAAGAAAGAAAAAUUGUUGGAAUAGUGUGUCAGUGCAAUAAGUAUAAAGUUAUGCUUGUAUAGGGUGCUAAGAUCAGGAGUUAUUCAAGAAAAUUCAGCAGCCUACACUUGCAUGUGUUAAUCAAAACAUUUCAGUGAGGUCAUUAUUAGUGCGGCUAGUGCGCCAGUGCUGAAAAACGCAAGACUAGUUCCAGUACCACACGGUUAAACCAGCCUUGUUGUUUUGAAAUGACGGCGUUCUACCUGCGAACUGUCACAUUUUGGCGAAUGCUAAGAAAACUAGACCAAACUUAAGGCUAUAAUUUUCUUUAUGACUCCCUCAUUAUCAAACAAAUCUGUCAUCUUUCGUACAGUAUUAUUUUAAUGCUGUACAGUUAGUCAAAACAGCGACUAAAGUCAGCCUUAUCAACCUUUACUUGAUCGAAUCAACACUACCAUUGUUUUUGUGUUUUUGCCAGAACAUGUGCAUUCGCAUACGUAAUUCAGCACUGUCAGCUAGUGCAGACCCAAAGACGGGGGGCUCAAAUGGGAAGGUCCGACCAAAUGAAGACAAAUUGCGUACUGCUGCUAGGGCAAGGUACUAGAGAAAAUGGUCUGCUAGAUGUCUACAUGAAUUCCCCCUAUGCACUACCCUGUCUAUAGGCCUGUAAUAAUAUUAAGUAUGGAUAUAGAAAUUGACCCAGGUAGGCUUAUCAAACAAUCUCUGCUACAUUCAUGAAGAAAAACAUUAUUACUCUAAACAUGUUUCAAGUAAUGAAGGCUGUUUACAUGUUUUGUAGAAAUGAAAAGUCAAUGUAAUAGACAAACUAAGAAUAUAUUCAUCGAACUCUAUAUGCCUUAGAAGGUUAUUUGGUUAAUAAAUUACAGUACCCCC